This is a messenger RNA of Cariama cristata (Red-legged seriema), 806 nucleotides long. RefSeq names its product paraspeckle component 1 (gene PSPC1). The record is from RefSeq and is a predicted model, not a curated record. The annotation marks the transcript as partial. Lineage: Eukaryota; Metazoa; Chordata; Aves; Cariamiformes; Cariamidae. The transcript is spliced from 4 exons.
ACAUGAAGAAGAACAUCGACGUCGUGAAGAAGAGAUGUUACGCCAGAGGGAACAGGAGGAAUUACGACGACAGCAGGAUGGAGGAUUUAAGCCAAAUUUCAUGGACAAUAGAGAACAGGAAAUGAGAAUGGGUGAUAUGGGUCCUCGUGGAGCAAUAAACAUGGGAGAUGCGUUUAGCCCAGCACCUGCUGGUAACCAAGGCCCUCCUCCAAUGAUGGGUAUGAAUAUGAACAACAGAGGAACUUUACCUGGCCCUGCAAUGGGUCCUGGUCCUUCCAUGGGACCAGAAGGAGCUGCAAAUAUGGGAACACCAAUGAUGCCAGAUAAUGGAACAGUGCAUAAUGAGAGAUUCCCUCAAGGAGGUCCAUCACAGAUGGGUUCGCCUCUGGUUAGUAGAACGGGCUCUGAAACUCCUCAGCCGCCAAUGAGUGGUGUAGGUGCCGUCAGUGGUGGACCUGGUGGCUUUGGUAGAGGAAACCCAGGGGGCAACUUUGAAGGACCUAACAAGCGUCGCAGAUACUAAAACUUACUUCAUUCCUUACUGUUUAGAAAUUCCAGUAAAACUAUACAGUGAUAUGCCUUUAUAAUUUUAGCUGUUAUCUGGAAACGGUUUUAUUGUUAUUGUAGUCUUUAAAACAGUUUCUUUUGUAAAACUUUUUUUGUAUUCGGUCAUAGGCUUUGUAGUAUAGAGCAGAAAUGAUGCGGAUCAUUAUGUAAGGCAAUGUGUUUGUGACUAGCAAAAUACAAUGUGUGACUAUGCUGUAAAACAUGCAGUUAUCUGAUUACAAUAAAAUAUAAAAAUCACU